Molecule: messenger RNA, 1557 nt
Organism: Passer montanus (Eurasian tree sparrow)
Lineage: Eukaryota; Metazoa; Chordata; Aves; Passeriformes; Passeridae
Gene: PAIP2B
Product: poly(A) binding protein interacting protein 2B
Exons: 3
Coding region: 727-1248 (173 amino acids)
Biological process (GO): negative regulation of translational initiation
Cellular component (GO): cytoplasm
Molecular function (GO): mRNA regulatory element binding translation repressor activity
Source: RefSeq, a predicted model, not a curated record
CCAUUCCCUUCCCAUUCCCAUUCCCAUCCCAUCCCCAAUCCCAUUCCCGUUCCCAUUCCCAUUCCACGGGGUCAGGCACACCCCGGUUCCCCACGCUCCCAUUUCGGGAGGUCUCUGCCCCAGAUUCCCCCUCCAGCCGGGGUUUGGGAUAUCUCUGGGAUAUUUGGGAUUGUUUUCCAAUCAGCCCAGUGCAGGGCUUUGGAAUCCCGGGAGAAUUCCAGCUGUGGAAUCCUGGGAGGAUUCCAGCUGUGGAAUCCCAGGAGAAUUCCAGCUCUGAAAUCCCAGGAGAAUUCCAGCUCUGAAAUCCCGGGAGAAUUCCAGUUUUGGAAUCCCAGGAGCUGUGGUAUUCCAGCAGGAUUUGGGAUUUCGGGAGUGGCUGCAAAACCGUGGAUGGAAUCCUGGAAUUUUGGGUUCAGGUGGGAAAAGGGAUCCGAGAUCCCAAAUCCAAGCUGGGCUUCCCUUCCCCUUUUCCAGAGGGAACGGGGCUGGGAAGCAGAGCCAGGGAUGAGGAAUUCCCUGUGGAAUUCCCGGCUGGAAUUGCUGCUCCUGCUCACCAGGGAAUGGAUUUGGGGAAGGAAUUCUGCUGGUUAACCCUUCCUGUGCCACGGAGAUGCCGCGAGCCAGGCUGGGAGAGCUGGGAAUGUUCCCCUGGAGAAGGGGGAAUUCCAGGGAAUUCCAGAGUCCCUGGAGGGGCUCCAGGAGAGCUGGAGAGGGAAAAAGGGGGGAAUGGAGACAGGAAGGGUUGGGAUUUUGGGAUCAGGGAUUGUAGGAAAGAGGACACAACGGGCUGGAGGGACAGAGCGCGGGAAUGGCCCCCGGAAUCCCUUCGGGAUCCCUUGGGAUCGUUCCCAGACCCCCGCGGCAGUCCCGAGGAUGAAUGGCUCCGAGCUCGCCGGCGCGGCGCCCGGCCCCGCGGGCACGGGGGAGCCGGGCGGGACGGGGCGCCAGGAGCACGAGCACGACCCCUUCGCCGAGUACAUGUGGAUGGAGAACGAGGAGGACUUCGACCGGCAGGUGGAGGAGGAGCUGCAGGAGCAGGAAUUCCUGGAUCGCUGCUUCCAGGAGAUGCUGGAGGAGGAGGACCAGGACUGGUUCAUCCCGGCGCGGGAUCUUCCCCAGGGAAUGGGGCAGCUCCAGCAGCAGCUCCACGGCCUCUCCGUGGGGGACGGGCACGGAUCCGAGGACAUCCUGAGCAAAAGCAACUUGAAUCCAGAUGCCAAGGAAUUCGUUCCCGGAGUGAAAUACUGACCUCGGAAAUUGGGGAAUGGCCUGGCCAGAGACUGAUUCCCUGCUCCAGGGAAAAGUUGGGACAUGGGAAGAGCCCGGAGCGGCUCCAGCACCGGGAUCUGCUCCAGCUCCAAGUACUUCUGGUUUUCCCUUUUUUGUUUUUUUUGCUUUUUGUUUUUUUCCCUGGCUUUUCCUCACUUUUUCUUGGCAGUUUUUGGCUUCCUGGGAUUUGUGGCGACCCCGCCAGCGGGAAAAUCUUGGAAAAAAAUCAUGGAAAAAUCUUGGGAAAAUCGUGAAAAAAAAUCACGGAAAAAUCAUGGAAAAUCCUGG